Molecule: messenger RNA, 1023 nt
Organism: Prorocentrum cordatum
Lineage: Eukaryota; Dinophyceae; Prorocentrales; Prorocentraceae
Source: the annotation of a GenBank genome assembly
AUGCAGGUGGACGCGGGGAAGGCAGAGUACCUGGCGCUCAGCUCGCACACCCUGUGGGACGGCAUAUUCCAGGUCGUGGGCUACUCCGUCCUCCUGGUGCAGUUCAUCGGGCCGGCCGGCCUCGCCGGGCUCGCCCUGCUCCUGGCCCUGCUGCCGGUGAGCGCGCGCAUGCAGCGGGGCCUCAGCGCCGCGAACCGGGCCGCGCUGAAGACCAGCGGGGAGCGCGUGGCCAGGACCGGCGAGAUACUCAGCGGCAUCCGCGCCAUCAGGCAGACCGGCUGGGAGGGGGUCUUCGAGAAGCAGGUGCGGGGCCUGCGCGAGAAGGAGCUGGCGGCGCAGCGCAAACGGAGCCUCCUCGGCGCCUGCCUCAUCUCGGUGUUUAGCGCCCUGCCCCCCUUCAUGACGACCGUGGUCCUGCUGGCCUACGCCGCGCUGGGUCCGGGCGCCGGCGCCGGAGGCGCCGUCUUCAACCCAGCCACCGUGUUCACGGCCCUGACCUUGCUGAACCAGAUCCGCUUCCCGCUGCUGUUCUACCCCGGCGCCCUGGAGGCGCUGUCGGAGGGCCGCGCCGCGCUGCAGCGCAUCGCCUCCUUCCUGGCGCUGGAGGAGACGCCGCCGCGCGCCGCGGCGGCGCCCGGCGCGCGCGCGGCCCUGGUGGCGGCGCCCGGCAGGUACCAGCUGUCGCCGGACGCGGACCUCGCGCUCGUCCUCGAGGAGCCCCUGGAGAUCCAGGAGGGGGAGCUCGUGGCCGUGGUCGGCGCGGUGGGCUCCGGGAAGUCCUCCUUGCUGCGGGCGCUGCUGGGUGAGCUGCCGCGCGCGGGCCUCGCGGCGCCCCCCGGCAGGGUCGCCUACUGCGCCCAGAAGCCCUGGGUGCCGACCGGCUCCCUGGAGGACAUCGUCACCGCGGGGGCCCCGCUGGACGCGCCGCUCUUCGAGCUGGCAUGCCGCGCCGCCGCGGUGGACUUCGCGCGGCGGGGGGACGAGCUCAGCGCCGCCACGCUCAGCGGGGGCCAGCAGGCGCGG